Messenger RNA from Helianthus annuus (common sunflower), 1296 nucleotides. Its product is annotated as B-box zinc finger protein 22. The transcript is spliced from 4 exons. Gene Ontology annotation, cellular component: nucleus. Bases 204 to 1034 code for a protein of 276 amino acids. The record is from RefSeq and is a predicted model, not a curated record. Gene Ontology annotation, molecular function: zinc ion binding. Lineage: Eukaryota; Viridiplantae; Streptophyta; Magnoliopsida; Asterales; Asteraceae. Gene Ontology annotation, biological process: regulation of DNA-templated transcription; photomorphogenesis.
UGACAUACUUGUACUUCGUGCAUCUCAACCUAUCCAUACCUCUCUCUAUAUCUAACAUUUACAUAUUAAUUUCUCUGUCUAGAUUCUUCUUUUGCUUUCUCUUGUUCUCACAUUUCUGAUCGCACAAAACUGAAGUUAUUCGACCUCCUUUUUCCGAUCAUUGUUGUUUCAAAAUUAGGGUUAGGGUUUCUUAUUGCAGAAAAAUGGCACAAGCUGUGGAAGAAUGGUACAAACAGAUGUCUGUCAUACUUGUUCUUAUCUCACAGCUGUUGUUCUUACCACCGUUGGAUGCUCCCUUGAGUUGCGAUGAGAAGAUACAUGCUGCUAACAGGCUUGCUAGUAAACAUCAGAGGGUUCAUCUUUCUAAUUUAGAUAAUCAGAGGCCCAAGUGUGAUAUAUGUCAGGAACCAGAUGGAUACUUCUUUUGUCUGGAAGAUAGGGCUUUAUUGUGCCGAAAAUGUGAUGCUGCCAUUCACAAAGUGAAUGCCCUUGUUUCAUCACACCAGCGGUUUCUACUUACAGGCGUGAAAAUAGGGGUUGAAACUGAAACUCGUGAUCUUGGUGCAUCGUCGUCUACAAAAUCACUCCCUUGUGAGAAAGUUUCAGAAGCGCCAGAGUUCCGGUUUGGUGGAGGCUCUUUAGCAGAGCAAUGGCAUUUUGAUGAGUCUUUUGGAUUGAAUGAUCUCAAUCAAGAUUAUGACUACAUUGAUGACAAUUCAUCUAAGGCGGAUAGUGGCAAGAUAGGAGGCUCAGAUUGUUCUUCAACUCUAAAAGCAUUGGAAGUUGAAAUGGAUUCUGAAGAUUGUUUGGGUCAGGUUCCUGAUUCAUCGCGGAUGGUCCCACAAAUAUCUUCACCGCCUACUGCUUCAGGGCUUUGCUGGCCAAAACACCAUCAUCAUGGUCGUCGUCGUCCUCGUAGUCGUCGCAAUCAAGGUAGGAUUGACCCUACUACUUUUGUGCCAGAUGUAUGCUACUCUAAUAUCUCAAAUUUGGAUCAUUCUCAACAACAACUUAAAAGGAGGAAGUACCUAUAACUUGUAACUACGAUGUUCUUCUUGGAUGCCGACUCAUGGUUGCUUUACAUUGUUCUGAAUUUGGGGUUCAACUCACAUCCCCAUAGUCUAUGUUAAAUAAUUAUUGAAGAUGGUGGUAGAAUUGUUCUUAAAGUUGGGUCAAGUGUUACAGGGUUCAAAGUUCAACCCUCAAUGGGGUUUGUUAUUUCACUUGUUUGAUGUACAAAAGUUGAGACUGUGUGAUUGAAACACUUGUUUAAAUCAUUACUAGAUUUCAUUUUUC